This is a messenger RNA of Macadamia integrifolia, 1155 nucleotides long. Its product is annotated as fasciclin-like arabinogalactan protein 16. The record is from RefSeq and is a predicted model, not a curated record. The transcript has 2 exons. Bases 1 to 1155 code for a protein of 384 amino acids. NCBI's taxonomy places the organism in Eukaryota, Viridiplantae, Streptophyta, Magnoliopsida, Proteales, Proteaceae.
AUGACGACGGAGUCAAAAAAUAAUGGGGUGCAGAAUUCAAUGCACCAGAGGAGUAGGAGGCGGAUAACGUAUGGAUCUAUCAAAAGCGUCAGCAGCUACGUGUUGCCUCUUGGUGUUAUGAGAUCUGAUGAAGAAAUGACAGGUCAGCCACUCAUACUUGGAAUUCCAUUUAGAUGGUACUAUCUGGUAACCGACAACAACUGCGGCUGCGGCGGAAGUGACGGCGGCAAGUCAGCUAAGCACAAGACGUUUUUUCACCAUCAUGUUCAUCUUACAUAUACGGAUUCUGACAAGAAGGUCGAUUCCUCGACGGUCAUCCAUCCAGACUCGGUGACCCGUCCCGACGGUAUCAUUCACAGGAUCGAACGGCUAUUAAUCCCCCAAUCCGUUCAAGACGAUUUCAACCGUAGGAGAAAUCUCCAACAGACUUCUGCGGUGAAGCCAGAAGGAGCACCGGCUGUCGACCCCAGAACCCACCGGCUCAAGAAACUAGCACCACCGACGCCUUCAGGUUCACCGCCUGUGUUGCCGAUCUAUGAUGCAAUGGCUCCAGGGCCGUCACUAGCUCCGGCAGCAGCACCAGGCCCCGACGGUCCUCACCUCAAGUUCGACGGAGAAUCCCAAGUUGAGGACUUCAUCCACACUCUCCUGCAUUACGGUAGAUACAACGAGCUCGCCGACAUUUUGGCCAACCUCACGUCCUUAGCAUCAGAAAUGGGGAAAUUAGUGUCUACAGGUUACGUCUUAACAGUAUUGGCUCCGAAUGACGAUGCCAUGGCGAAGCUGAUGACGGACCAGCUGAGCGAACCUGGUGCUCUAGAACAGAUCAUCUACUACCAUCUCAUUCCAGAGUAUCAGACGGAAGAGAGUAUGUACAAUGUGGUGAGGAGGUUCGGUAAGAUCAAGUACGAUACUUUACGAGUACCCCACAAGGUUGUGGCAAAGGAAGCAGAUGGGUCUGUAAAAUUUGGACAGGGAGAUGAAUCGGCUUAUCUGUUCAAUCCCGACAUCUACAUCGACGGUCGAAUUUCUAUAGAGGGCAUCGAUGGCGUAUUGUUCCCUAUUGAGGAGAAGACGAAAUCGGUACAACACAGUUCUACCACCACCACCACCACCACCAAGGCUAUUGUGAAGCCCAAGAGAGGUGGGUCUUAG